This is a messenger RNA of Gadus morhua (Atlantic cod), 7575 nucleotides long. RefSeq names its product SUN domain containing ossification factor (gene suco). NCBI's taxonomy places the organism in Eukaryota, Metazoa, Chordata, Actinopteri, Gadiformes, Gadidae. Gene Ontology annotation, biological process: protein folding in endoplasmic reticulum; regulation of bone remodeling. The coding region runs from base 241 to 4719 and encodes 1492 amino acids. Gene Ontology annotation, cellular component: cytoplasm; membrane. The record is from RefSeq and is a predicted model, not a curated record. The transcript is spliced from 24 exons.
AGCUUGCUAUCGAGCAACUGCAGAAGCCACCAAGCAAGCAAGAGGAAGCGAACGUUUGAUACAAUGAAAUUUAGACCUAGUAAGCUGUAGAUUUGACCAAAAAAAAAACAUCUUCAUGAAUCUAAUUUAAAAUGUGCUUUGGCUCUCAGUCGAUACAUUAUUAUCGUCCAUAGCCGAGUAUCCACGACACAUUAGAAAUAUCACCAAAAGAGCGAGGAUGUUGGUCCCCGCGGGAAGAUAAUGAAGAGGUUGCGCGAUUUGUUGGUGUGCCUCAUUGUUGCUCUUCUGUGCUGGUGCCCCAGUAAUUAUGUGUAUAGUUCAGAGCAAAGCGUGCCCAGUCCAGCUCAGUCUGGUGGGGACACAGACCCUGAGGUCCACAAACGGACCAUGGAGGGGGCCCUGGAGCAGGAGUCCACUCGGCACAAGAUUGAGGAAGAGUCGUUGCACACGCUUACGUCAUAUGAUGUGGGACUGAAGACGGAGAGAGCAGAAUCACUAAAGCAACCGCCAGCAGAAAACAUACACAACAGUGAACUGACUCUGACCCCAGAUGAGGCGUCUUCAGCGGCAGAUAUCCCACCAGACCAUCAAACCGACUUUAUACCGGGUUCUCCUGAAACCAGAAAAGACACAGAGCCCCAGACAUACUCGGAUCCACACUCUGAAGGCCAGGACCACGACCGGGCAGCCCAGGCUCUACAGUCCCCCACUCCCUCUACCUCCUCCACGCUGGUCACCCCAGACCAGCUGCCACCUCCAGCCCAGGACCAGGCUACCACAGACAAUACUCCACCCCGAGCCCUCCUCCCCGAGCCGACGGAGGGUUCCGGCGAUGCCCCCGCGCCGCAGCCCACCUUGGAGGCUGUCCCAUCGGCUGACCCCUCCGGGGAACAGUCCCCACGCGACAUCCAAGACGCGCCUACCUCAGGGAGCGUCGGCUCCUUGCACACAGGUGCAGUGUGGGUUGCCAGUGACGGAGACGAACCCCCAGUAGAGAGCUUUGUCUCUGCUGAGCACUAUGCUGAGCUCUCUGACUCGCAAUGUGGAGUCAAACUGGCAACCUGUGCAAACCCUACUUUUGGCAGCCCUCUCCCCAGUGAGGAUGUUAAUGAAGCGGAGAGCCAGUGGUCCGAGCAGCAGGUCCAGGAGGUGGAGGUCCAACAGUUAAAGGUGUCUCUGAGCCCAAUAGAGCGGCAGGAGGAGGAUCUCCAGGUGCUGAGGGACAGGGACCUGCAGGGAAAUGCUACCGCUCCCCACCAAGAAGAGGCGGGGGAUGCCGAUAUCUCCAAAGAGACGGACUCCUCGGUGCCGAGCAAAGAGGAUAUCCCAACCUUUGAUGAGUGGAAGAAACAAGUCAUGGAGGUGGAGAAAGAGAAGAGUCAGUCUCUUCAUACCUCAACCAACGGUAGCCCCCACCCUGUGAAAAAGGUCAAGAAGAAUUUCAAGAACAACUACGCUUCUGUGGAGUGCGGUGCCAAGAUACUGUCUGCUAACAUUGAGGCCAAGAGCACCUCUGCUAUCCUCAUGGAGAAUAUGGACCUGUACAUGUUAAAUCCAUGCAGUAACAAAAUAUGGUUUGUAAUUGAGCUCUGUGAGCCCAUCCAAGUGAAGCAGCUCGACAUCGCCAACUUUGAGCUUUUCUCGUCCACACCCAGAGACUUCCUGGUCUCAAUCAGCGACAGGUACCCCACUAACAAAUGGGUGAAGUUGGGAACGUUCCACGCACGGGACGAGCGCACCGUUCAGAGCUUCCCAUUGGACGAACAGCUCUAUGCAAAAUAUGUGAAGAUGUUCAUCAAGUACAUAAAGGUGGAACUCCUGUCCCACUUUGGAUCUGAACAUUUUUGUCCCCUCAGCCUCAUUAGGGUAUUUGGCACCAGUAUGGUUGAAGAAUAUGAAGAAAUAGCAGAUUCUCAGUAUCCCUCAGAGAGACUUGAGUACCUGGAGGAGGACUAUGACUACCCUCCAGGUUUCCAGCCCACUGAGGACAAGGCUGCAAAAAACCUCCUCGGCUCUGCUACCAAUGCCAUCCUUAAUAUGGUCAACAACAUAGCCGCCAAUGUGCUGGGGGCCAAACCAGAGCUUGCCGAUGGGACACACCUAGAAGACAAUGACACGGAAGAGGCGGGCUAUGUAAAGGAUGAAAGCCCGGAGAUCCUGCUCACAGCAACGCCAACGAUAAGCGGUUCCGCAACAUUGGAGACGGCAGAGGUGGAGAUGGGACCCACUGCAUCCCAGCCGAACUCUGACCUUCCCACUGAGCUUCCCACUCCUACCCCCUCCUCUCCAGAACCCCUGGAGUUCAUGCAGAUCGUCACCCUGGUGGAGGUGGAUGAGGAGGAGGAGCAGGAGGAAAAGCAGUCCACAGUCACCCUGAUGGAGAAGGAAGAGGGCGAGGAGGAGGAAGAGGAGGAGCAGGAGCAGGAAGAGAGGAUGAGACGGGAAGGAGAGAAGGAGAAUAUGAAGGAAGAAGAAAGGCGGAGAUGGAGGGAGAGUCAAAUGUACUGCCCCCUCUCCCAUUCCUUCUCCUUCUCUUUUUCCUGCAUGGCCUCCUUGCCAGAGCUUCUGCACGGCUGGUGCUCGGCCAGGUUGGCCCGCAGCCUGCAGCGCAACUCCCGCCGCAGGCAGUUAAACGCCCAGCAGGCCCAACAGGCCCGCGAGGAGACACACGCCCCCCCCAAAACAGAAGGUCCUCCCGUGGUGCUGACCCCCGUCGGCGCCUCCCCCUCUCCUGCCUUGACCCAGGAAAUCCUACCCCUGACAGAAAGUGUGGUUCCUGAGCCCCAUCCUUCGCAACAGACCAUCGACCAGGAAUCGCCUCCUGCCAAUCAUGCCAUCAGCGCGCACACACAUCCUGAAACACACAUCCCCGUGCCCUCACUUGCCCCAGGGCCCCAGAUAGUGUUGGAGCCCAGCCGGACUGCCACCAUCCCCCCCCACAGCUUCUCCCAGGCCACAUUGAGCAGGCCCAACCAGGAGGAGGGUGGCGACGAUGUUCCCGCCCUGGAGUUUACCCCCCUUCCCAGCCUCUACCAGGUGUUGGUGAUGGAUACCCAGGUAGCCAGUAGUGUCACCUUCACCCCCACCCCAAGCCUCACCCUGCAGCCCACCUCCUCCGAGACGGCCGCUCAACAAGACUACUCCAUUCUCCCUGUCCAGGACCAGUCCGUACCGCCUCUCCUCUCCGCCUCCCAUCCAAUAGACACCAUCCCACCUCCAACGGAGCUGCCCCCCGCCCAGCCCAUAGAAGCCCACACGGACCCGGCAAGGCAAGGUUCGGACGGCGGGGAGCUUCUGAAGCCCGAAUCCCAUUACGCCUCUGGGGAGAAGGUGGACCCUUCCACGGCCCAGGCAACAGAGCACCAGCGGGGGGAGGAAUCGGUGGACGAGCUCCUCCUCAGCUCCAACGGGAACAUCCAGCGGUCAGCCACGGAAUACUACGCAGAGCUGCACGGGGACUACGGGGCCGGGAGUGGGAACGGGAACGGGGCUAUGCUGAACGGGGCCACGGUGCACGGUUCCAGCCAGAAGGAGAGUGUCUUCAUGAGGCUCAACAACAGGAUCAAGGCCCUGGAGAUGAACAUGAGCCUGUCCAGCAGAUACCUUGAGGAGCUCAGCCAGAGGUACCGGAAACAGAUGGAAGAGAUGCAGAGAGCCUUUAACAAAACCAUCAUAAAGCUGGAAAACACCUCUCGUAUCGCUGAGGAGCAGGACCAGAAGCAGACGGACUCCAUCCAGGUUCUGCAGAACCAGCUGGAGAACGUCACCAAGCUGAUGCUCAACCUCACGUCUACGGUCAGCCAGCUCCAGAGAGAGGUGUCGGACCGCCAGUGCUAUCUGGUAGUGUCCUUGGUCCUCUGUCUCUCCCUGGGCCUGCUGCUCUGUCUGCAGUGCUGCCGUAAUUCCCCUGCCCACACGAACCAAAUCAAUUCCCCUGUUCUGCCCAAGAGCAACCACUACCCCAGCCCCAAGAGAUGUUUUUCGUCAUAUGAUGAUAUGAGUCUUAUGCGAAGAGUGACCUGUCCUCUUGUUCGCUCCAAGUCCUUUCAGCUGUCGUCUUCAGAUGUAGGUCCAGAUGACUUGUACAUUGUAGAACCUCUAAGGUUUUCUCCAGAGAAAAAGAAAAAGCGGUGUAAGACGAAGCCAUCGGAGAAGGUUGAGGCGCUGAUGAUGCCAUGCCCCUCGAGCCCCAUGGCGAAUGGUGGUCCCAAAUGCAACGGCUUCCAUCGCUGCCUGUCUGCCCCUCCUCCUCCUCUUCCUGCCCUCCUGCCCCCACCUCCUCCUCAGUCACCCCCUAAUCCCCUCCCUCAGUACUCCCGUGUCCCCGUGGAGGAUGUGACGUUGACGCUCGCUUUCAGGCCAUCGUCUGUGGAGACUGGCGGCGGCGGAAGCAGCAGCAGCAGCAGCAGCAGCAGCUCUAGCUCCUCCACCCACUCGGAAGAGUCUUACACCAGCCGCCUCCCCCCGCCCUCCCUCAGCUUCUCCUCCUUGUCGCCGGGUAUGUACAUCGAGGCCCUGCCCUUCCCGCUGCACCGGGACCCCACAGCCAAGCCCCGCCAGGUGAAGCGCUCGGUGAAGCAGCGAAAGUCGCGGCAGUCUGAGCUGCAGUUCCCCUCCGUGCCAGAGGGGGUGGUCGGCUCUCUACCCAGCCUGCAAAAAUUGAUCAAGGGAAACAAGGAUAUCAGCGUGGGGUCAGUGUCACUGGGCAUGUCUGAAUAACAUUUGGAGAGACACACGCACAUCAGAGUGAUCAUGGUUUUGUGAGUCCCCUGAGCCACACAUGGCACUGCUAGCUGACUACCGGUUUCCAGGAUAAGCCUGGCGCCUUGUCGUCUCUGUAAAAAGUCUACAGCAGCCAUGUGCGUUGAGGAACUAGACUGUCUGGUAUUAACUGAGCAUCAUACACUCCGUAAGCUACUUUAAACACACACAAACACACACCCCUGUCAGAGACCUCUGAGGUGGUCACGUGCCUUUUUAUAAGUUCGAGAGCUUUUAGUGGUGGAAACAUGAAAUUGAGAGUUUGUCUUUUGUCUUUCCGUACCAGGUUAUAUUUUGUUAAGUUUUCUUUUUUGGGGAGGCAUUAACCGAGACACUUAAGAUUUUGGUGUGGGGGCAUGAAACAUGAAUAGUCCAACCCAUUGAAAUGUGAGUGAGCUGUCCCCAAUAAGGAUAGCACAUUGUUUUUUUAUUGUUCUUUCCUCCUGCCUUUGACAGCCCAACGCUGGAUCAAACGAAUUGCAUCGUUGGGGAAAUGAGAACAGAUGCUCCGUCUGAUGAAAUGUGAUUCAUCAGUGGAACCCAGCAGAACUGUUCCCAGUCCCUCCGUCUUUCACUUCCAUUUUUUCUUUUAUAUAAUAUAUCUUUCCAGUCUUUUUUCAUAUGGGACCAGUUUUGACCAUUCACAAUCAUCAGGCCCUAUCCCUUUCUAUAUUUACUUUUCUGUCUUUCUUAUUUAUUAUCUUUCUUGUCAACUCCAAGCCCAACUUUUCGUAGCUGAAUGACGAAAUGUGCUCAGUGUGUGGAUGAUCAGUGAUGCGGUUGCGUUAUUUUGUCCAGGUUAAUGUUUAACUUACGUUUAGCUCAGGCUAUAAAAUCAACUGAAGCAGUCUCAGAAACCUAACCACUCUACCAUGAAAAACUUCUUUCACGCCUUUUGGGGCUGGGCCCCAAUUCAAUACUUUCCCAAUUUUCAUACAUGCUUACAUAAAUGGCAACGGCCUAAUGAGAUAUUUACUGUAAUGGUUGACGUGGUACGUAUAGCUGGUGAGGCAGGUCCAACUGGGUAAAGCAUAGAGGGGGAAUCUCUUUGUAAAUCCGAUCCUUGUGUCCUUGUGUUGUGACACGCAGCCGAGUCGCGCCACAUAUCGACACAAGGAUCGGUUUGUUUGAAUGGAAGCAGGCAUCCAAAUGGGGUGAGGACACAUACAGAGACCACAUGAGCUAUGACCUCGUGUUCUGAGGUUUACACACUUUUCUUUCAGACAAGCGCUCCUGGUACACGGUGAAGGACGCCGAUAGACUUGUAUUUAACUAUUUAUUUAUUUAAAUGCCUUAUCUUCACAGAAUCUUCCACACAAUGUAGUCAACCCUGCCUCAGUGUCUUGGGAGACUGGGGGGCGGGGUGGGGGACUGGACACACACAGGUUUCCUGGGAAAAAUGCAAUAUUACACUCAACAGUACUAGUGCUCACUAAUGGGCAAUAAGCAAAGCACCUUUUUUUUAAGUAGAUGUAUUAAUAUAUUGUAUCUUUCUGGGAAAUGGCUCAAUGGUCUUUGAGCUCUGAAUCCACAGUACUCCCUGAGGGAAACUCCCUAGUUUCCCUUAACCAGUUAUCUACCAAUGUCACAUGCCCUGAACAGGUUUACAUAAAGGACAUAAUUCUAGCUUUAUUUAUUGUCUGGCUCCUCACAGAAGCUUGUGGGUAUGAGUGAGACUGCUCCUCUUGAUUGUGUCAUGGGCGCUUUGGAAGUAACAUGAAGAAAGGCAAAUCCACCGAAAUUUAAGAUGCUUUUGUGUGUCUUGCUCUCGCUUUCAUUCUCGGUUUCUUACCACCUAUGCUGAAGCACAGGCGGACCCCCUGGUAAUCCUUGAGACGUGAAACCGCUCCAACAUUAUAAAGAAUCUAUAACUCCACAGAUUGACUGAGGAAUCACUGAAUGGGCAUUCCCUACAAUGUUUCUAUGAAUGAGAAAUAAGCACCUAUUUGUGUUUUCUGAAUGGCUACCGAUCUCGUUGGGCCUGGAGUUUUGACUAUUUGAGAUGUAGGCUGCAGGGCUCAUCUUCCCCACCUCUUUUAAAUUGACCUCUCAAGAUUGUUGUCCUGCAUCCACCUCUCUGCUCCAUCGCACAUGUCUUUCACUGCCCUUAUUUUUUGCUCUUUUGAUUAAACCAAGUUCCUGUAGAGGGAUUGAAAAUUUGAUCCUGGCUAAUUGUUCCAUACACGUAUGCAUCUACUACAUUAUUGCUUGCUUUACUUUUUAGCUGUCUUCUCUCCCUCAUCUUCUUCACUCAUGUAGUGUAUGUGUCUGCCCUCCCCUAAUAAACAUGCCCUUGGUUUUGGAAGAAUUAGGAUACGAAUCAUGUUAACGUUUUUACUUAAGGGAUCUAAUUGAGAAUUGGGUAUGGAUCGGAACACAAUGUUUAAAUGGGACUAUUUCAGAUCCACAUACCCAGCAGGUUAUGGCUUUUAUUUUAAUUUCUCUUUGUUGGGAUUGUGUAAUCACUUUUGAUUGACUGAUAGUAUUGACCUGUAUGCAUGUGAGAGUGUCUCGCUGUUGCUCUCCUGUUUGCCCAUGUCUGUGAGUCAUGAGAGAGAGUCAUUGUGUUGAUUUUGUUGAUCCCAUUAAACGCUGAAUAUAGAGCGAUGGAUCCCGGUAAUCCAAGGAUUUCUGUGUGCACUUUGUAUAACUCCUUAUGCCUUUUUUUGUUUUAAUGUCACCAUUUUAUUUUUCUAUUCAACCUCGUAUUGUCAAAUGUGAUGAUCUUUUAAAGCUGCAGUUUUUUUUUCUUGUUACCCCUCACCCUCUCUCUCUCUCUCUCUCUCUCUCUCUCUCUCUCUCUCUCUCUCUCUC